This is a messenger RNA of Sinocyclocheilus grahami, 2033 nucleotides long. RefSeq names its product RING finger protein 150-like. The coding region runs from base 200 to 1237 and encodes 345 amino acids. The record is from RefSeq and is a predicted model, not a curated record. Lineage: Eukaryota; Metazoa; Chordata; Actinopteri; Cypriniformes; Cyprinidae. The transcript has 7 exons.
GGUGGACUGCAUCUAUAAGCCACUUUUAAAGGACGACGGUGAUGGACAGGUAGAUGUUUCGCUCUGACUGCGCUUUAAUUGUGUUGUGGGGUUGCCAAGUGAUGCCGUAUUCAAGGAUCGUAAUCAUAUACUGAAAAAUAGGCAGGAUAAAGACGCUCCCCGGCGUGAAAACAGUUAGUUUGGCAUCAUCUCUGAAAACAUGGCAAUGUCCCUAACCCAAGCCUGCCGGAGUCUUGCCCUGUCUACAUGGCUGCUGUCGUUUUGCUUCGUGCAUUUGCUGUGUCUGGACUUCACAGUGGCAGAGAAGGAGGAAUGGUACACUGCCUUUGUCAACAUCACUUACCUGGAUCCAGUCACAUCUGAAAUAAAGACAGACAAGAGUGAAUGUGGCAGAUAUGGGGAGCACUCACCUAAAAGAGAUGCCAGGGGCUUUGUGUUUAUACCAUCUCUUCUGCAGGACAGACAGGUGUGUGACAGUAACACUAAAUUCCCCCUUCCCCAUCCCAGCAUCCCAUGGAUAGCACUGAUAGCCAUAGGAAACUGCACCUACAGGGAGAAGAUCAGAUAUGCUGCUGCUCUCAAUGCAUCCGCUGUGGUUAUUUUCAAUGUGGGCUCCAGCAACUCCAAUGAGACCAUUACUAUGCCACAUCACGGUACCGGCGAUGUGGUGGCGAUCAUGAUCCCCGAGCCCAAAGGUCGUGAGAUCAUGGCCCUGCUGGAGAAGAACAUAACCGUGACCAUGCACAUCACCAUAGGCACACGCAACCUGCAGAAAUACGUCAGCCGCACCUCCGUGGUGUUCGUCUCCAUCUCCUUCAUCGUCCUGAUGAUCAUCUCUCUGGCCUGGCUGGUCUUCUACUACAUCCAGCGCUUCCGCUACGCAAACACACGCGACCACAACCAGAGGCGAUUGGGCGAUGCUGCAAAAAAGGCCAUAAGCAAGUUACAAGUGCGGACCAUCAGGAAGGGUGACAAGGAAACCGAGUGGGGCUUUGAUAACUGCGCUGUGUGUAUUGAAGACUACAAACCUAAUGAUGUUGUCAGGAUACUGCCAUGUCGUAUGUCUUCCAUACGAAUCUUGUUAACGUUUUCAUUCCGAUUCAAAAACAUCACCUCUCACCAGCACCAGCCGUCCAUGAGCGCAGAUUCAGACGCCUCACUCAUCAUGCCAGUGGAGCUCGUCCUGUCCAACGUUGAACUGCAGUCCGAUCCAGAACAGGACGAUGUGAAGUCUUGAAGUGCCAUAAACGGAGCAGGACCGCAGCGGGACGAUAAAAGAACACGAGCAAUAGCAGCACAGGUGUGCAACCUCCUUUUCUGACCUCAUGAUCUCAAUCGCCGCAAAAAAAACAGCUUGCUUGUCCUCUUCCUCUGGCUGUAUUGCACUCAAUGUCUUCUGUCCCAAGCUUGUGCUACCAGACUGGAAAAGCCACAUUGUCCUACGAAGGAUGUUUCCGCUGUUAUUUUGGAAAAUUUUGAUUGUUUCAAAUUCCCUAUGGGAUCACUGCCAGUAUACACCAGGAUAUUCCAAAAUGAAUAUACGUAAUGCAUCAAUGAAUGUGCUCUACAUUUGCUUUGAGUGUGUAAAGCGGUUUGUGUGUGCUGUAACCAGCAGUUCAUAUGGUCCAGUGUCAGAUGCUCCUUGUGAAGUAUCACCAGUGCUUAUCGUGUGCAGGACGCUAUUCUUGCAUCUCCUCAAAUGUGAUGUCAAAUCACGCUACAGUGAACCCAGCUCAUGACAUGGUGAGUGUUUCAGCAGCCGUAUCCAAUGACAGUGUGUCACGAUAGUGUUUGUGAAUCACAAUGCCACAAACGCAGAUACUUUCCGCUCAUUUUGUCUUGACUAAGUGCUGUCAUCUGUUCUGCUAGGCCACAUACACACUGCUAAAUACAGUGACAACUGCAUUCAAAUUCAACCUAAAUUUUCAUGUCAUAUUUCAUUUAGCUUGGAAAUUAAUUACAUUGUGGAAUGUCAAAAAUAACUAAAGGCCCAUUCACACGCAAAACAAUAACUAUUAGUGAUGCACCAAAAU